AAUUAAACAAAGAACAUUUUCAUUUCCAUAUGUUCAAAUAUGUUCAAAUUAAUAUGUUCAAAUUUUCUGUUCAAAGUCAUUGAUAAGAAGAUGAAUAUACAGGCCAACAUAGGGAGAAACUUUUUGAAAUUGCAUACCUAAUAUAACAGUUCUAUCCAGAAAACUAAAAGAACUCUCAAAAUUCCUUUCUAAGAUAAUAAAAUGACCCAUUUAUCAGGGAAGCUUAAAAUUCAGCAUUUCAAACAGGUAGAAAAGCCUUGAGAUCUCUUUAAACAGCAGGUGGGGUGACUUCCUAACAGCCCUGAGAAAGGAAGGCUUGUUGGGACACAUUUUCUGCCUUGGUAUUUUCAUACACAUACAUGACUAUAUGAGCGAUACAUGCUUAGGUGAUUUGGGGACACGGUCUGUAGUAUCAGUGCAGGAUCUAUAACUAUGAGACUGGCAGAUGGGUAGGUUGUCCCCACCAGUGGGGGUCUUGUGCCUCAACCUAGCUUAGGCCCCUGGAAGGCAGAGUUCCAAAGAUUCCAUGACACGCUCCACCUUCUAAUUCUGUGAUGGCAACGGCAGACCGUUAGCUGCCACACAACAGCCAGUCCUAGCAGAGACUGAGCUACAGGCAGUGCCUUGAAUCUAGGCUUUGGCAGUUUUAUCCUUGUUUGUCCAGUGAAGAACUUCCCAGUGUUGUCGGGCAGUGGAUCAGGUGUUUCACAUCAUCCCUGUUGUCCUGCUGUGACACACCAUCAGCAUGGCAGGAUCCCACAGCCCUGCCUCAGAUCCCGAUGGCAGAACUGAAUGACCUCGAAUGCCAGCAAUUGAGAUCCCAGCUGGCAAAGAGCCAACAGGACUGCUGGGAGCUCCAGGAGAAGUUUCUCAUAGCUGAGGCUACAAACUUUGCCCUGGCCAUGGAGCUGAAAAAAUACAAUUGUGAGAAGUUUAAAAACAUCAUUGAGUCCAUACUGACCAAGAAGCUCCACUUGGAGGAGCCGCUGGCAGAGAAGCCCACGGUCCCAGAGCUGCUCAGGCAUUGCCGUGGCAUCCUUGAAGAUCAGGACCAAGAACUUUCCCAGUUACGCCCAAAGGUCCAAAGGGGGAGAAAUCUAGCCCACAUCCUGCAGCAGUACCUGAAGGACGUGCUCACCGUGCAUGACCCUGAGACCUGUACGGGGCAGGGCUUCCGACGACUGCUCACUGAGGCUGUCCGGCUGUCAGCGUGCCUUGAGGACCUGCUAGGAGCAGAAAAUAUUGAAGAGGAGGAAACACCAGCACAAGGACCUGUUGCUGACAGGGAGCUCUUGGAAGUGGAUGAAAUGGAAACCCCACAAAAUUCACAGCAGGAAACAUCUAUCACUGGUGCUGUUGACCACCUGCUGAGUGACUCCUGCCUGCCUGAGGGCACUGUGCAAAUGUCUCCUGAUGCUGAGGACACCCACAGUGUGCUAGGUGUAGAUGGGGAACACGCUUGUUCACAAAAGAAAGAAGAACCUGUCACCGUUCUCCCAGAAAAUCAAUAUCACGAAGUGGAGGUACAAGAGCAAGUUGUCACAUACACUUCCAGGGAGCUCCCAGAGGAGCAAGAGCGGGAAGACCCAGAGGACUCACUGGACGAGUGCUACCUCACUCCCUCGAUUUUUCCGGUCGUUUCUGAGCUUGACCAUUCCACGUGGAGCAGCUGGUGCUCCCUGGAGCAGCAGGACAUGCUCUCUGCUCCAGAUGCAAAUGAAAAGGAACAUGACAAUGAUGAAAUGCAAGAGGAAGCACAAGCCCUGUCACACACCAGGGAGAUUCCAGAGAUUGAAGAUCAAGAUGUCUCACAAGACUCUCACGAAAAUCAAUAUCACGAAGUGGAGGUACCAGAGAAAACUGUCACAUACACUUCCAGUCUCAUCAGGGAGAUUCCAGAGAUUGAAGAUCAAGAUGUCUCACAAGACUCUCACGAAAAUCAAUAUCACGAAGUGGAGGUACCAGAGAAAACUGUCACAUACACUUCCAGCAGGGAGCUCCCAGAGGAGCAAGAGCAGGAAGACCCAGACGACCGGCUGGAUGAGUGCUACCUCACUCCCUCGAUAAUUCCAGUCAUUUCUGAGCUUGACCAUUCCACGUGGAGCAGCUGGUGCUCCCUGGAGCAGCAGGACAUGUUCUCUGCUCCAGAUGCAAACGAAAAGGAACAUGACAAUGAUGAAGUGCAAGAGGAAGCACAAGCCCUGUCACACACCAGUCUCAUCAGGGAGAUUCCAGAGAUUGAAGAUCAAGAUGUCUCACAAGACUCUCAUGAACUGAGUUUUGUUGCUGCCCCUGAGAGGAAGACCCGUUCCCAGCUGGAGGGAGGUCCUCACAAAGAUCCCAUCACCAGCAAGAGUGAGAGUCAUAGCAUCAGCCCCAGCGAUGUCCCAAGUACCCCAAAAGAAAAUGUUAUCAAAGGAAAACAGAAGCCCAGGAAAUGCAAACUGGCCUGCCGGUUCCCUGGCCUGGAGAUGAAGGGAAAACCACAGCCCACAGAGAGGAAGAUUGCGUGCCGAUUCCCUGGCCUGGAGAUGAAGGGAAAACCACAGCCCACAGAGAGGAAAAUCACGUGCCAAUUUCCUGGCCAGGAGAUGAAGGGAAAACCACAGACCAACAUGUGGGCACUGACCUUCAGAUUCCUGGGCCUUCACACCUAGACAGAGAUCCCAAGUACAGUUGGAAGUACAGAACAGUAUUGCUGAUUGUAACGUCCCCACCUCUUCCAAACAUCUACCACAGGAGCUCCACUUCAACAGCAACCAGAACACCAAGAACGCAAUUUCAACACCAUGAACUGCCCUCGGCUAUUUUUAUCCACUAGGCUGCUUCCCUGAGAGCUGGCACAGUCUUCCACCUCCAAUCCGAGUGAACACCUAAGGAGACCCAGGCCUGACUCCACAGCUGCUCUGGAGAGAACACCACCUGGCUCCUCUCCAACUGCCUCCUGUCGAGAUCUUAGGUCAGGAGGAGCUGGAAGCAAACAGCAUAGGACUCUGGGCACACACUGCCUUUGGAUGGGGCGAGCUCAGUGUGGGCAGUGUCAGAGACACAGCGCCCUGUGCACAAGGCUGCAUGUGAGCAGAGGAGAGGAUCCGACUCUGCAGGACGUGGACCCUGACCCAGACAGCUGGCCCUCUCCUUCACACAGCCAGCAUUCCGCAUAGAAGACAGCAGGAAGGAGACUUUGGGGCUCCAAAGGACAGGAAGGGUCUCUUUCCUCCUUUUGAACCCCAACCAUCUCCCCCUUCUGCUGUCUUCCAUGAUGGGAACGCUGACUGUGUGAAGGCGCAGGCCAGGUGUCUGGCUCGGGGUCUGCAUCCUGAGGACCUCUGAUGCUUUCCUCAAUUUUACACUCAGCCUCACUCUUUGGCCAAGCACCCAAUGCAGGGAGUGCUGUGUGCUCCCUCCCACAUCCCCGCAGGAGGCAGAGAGCAUCUUGUGUGCCCAUCAGGUCCCCUGACCCUGGCAUCGGUCAGUUGGUGAAAGCUGUCUGUUGAGCUGUACAUCCUAAAGAUGCGCUCCUUCCUCUGUAUCCUAACAACUGUGGAGAGGGUGACCCCUCAGAGCCUGAGCAAAAAGGGAGUGAGCAGCGGCCCUGGUGGAGGUCCGGUCAUCAACCCAGGAGGUGGCCAUCGGUGGGCGUGAUAACAGCAAGUUCAUGGUGAUGAAUGCAGCAGUGUGGCCGGGAGGGGCCAGGUGGGCGAGGUGGACUGAGCCUGCAUCAAGGAACCAGACACCUCUCUGAACACUCCUCUCUCCAUGUCCAGAGUCAGGCAGCACAGAUGCGGGCAGGACCUCGUCAUGGGGACGCUCAUCUCCUACAGCUGCUGGUCCUGCCAACUCCACUCAGUGUUGCAGGAGAACUGGGGGCUCCUGAUGCAGGACGUGGGCCAAGGCAUCCAGAGCCCCAGCAAACAGCAAGGCCGUGUUCCUGCCGGCCUGAGGCAGCUGCUGGACGAGGAGGGGCCAUAUGCCUGUCCCCACCCCGACAUGGAAAACCGAGUCCUCGCAGAUUCUGGAUGCCCACUGCUUAGUAGUUGUUCCUGGUCAAUGAACAAACCGAGCCAAUGGCACCGCUGCCCUGUGGUGGACCUGUUUCUCACAGCUACCAUUCUUACUUCCACUGUUUGUCAUACCUGUGAUGACACAAUUGUUUUCCUUUCAUGAACAUUGGGAUCCUAGGGAGGGAAUUAUGUUUCCACCUGAGUGUGCCUCCUCUCAGUGUAACAGCUGCCUUAGACAUCCUGUCAGCACAUCUUGGGCUCCUAAAAUCUACAACUUCUCAUUAAGAUAUCGCUGUCCAGGCCCAGAAGUGUCUCCAGUGUCCAGGAGUGUAACUGGAAUCUCAAAAAUUUUGAUUCAGAACCCAAUAUGUAUUCCCUGUUUUAGUUAAGUGUUUUUAAAAAGAAAAAUUCCAAAAAAAAAAUAAAAAAAUUAAAAAGUAAAAAAAAAAUUUAAAUGAAAAUAGAAAAGAAAAAUGGUACUGCAUUGUUUUUUAAAAAGGAAAAAGAUUUAAAAAAAUAAAAAUUUAAAAACUGUUAAAAAUUUAAAAAGAAAAAAUUAGAAAAAUGUCAUUUAAGUGGUUUUGAAAGUAAAAGACUGAAAAAUUAAAAUUAAAAAUGUUAAAAACUUUAAAAACAGUAAAAAAACAAAAAAUAGGAAAAUACUAAUAGGAAAAUUAAAAUGCCACUUCAUUUUAGUAACUUUUUAAAUAGGAAAAAGUAAGAUAUAUAUAAAAAUUAAAUUUUUUUUUAAAAUUUAAACUCAGCAAAAAAAGUAAAAUUCCAUUUCAGUUCAGUGUUUUUGUAAAUACAAAAAUGCUAAAAAAUUUUAAAUUUAAAACUGAUUAUACUUUACAAAUGACAAAAGAGAAAAACAAUUAUUCAGAAUAAGUGUAAAAUGUCAUUCCUAUUCACUGUUUCAUUUAAUGGAGAAAAUGCCAAAUAAUUACAAUUUAACAACUUUGCAAAAGUUUAAAACUUCAAACAAAAAAAGCAAUACUAAGGAAACAACGUACAAUGCCAUUUCAGUUAGUUAUUUUUCUAAAUAAGAAAAUGCUAAAAAGAAAUGAAAAAAUUUCAAAACAAGAAGAAAUUACUAAGAAGAAAAAAAAUAAAUGCCGCUUCAGUAAAAUGCCACAAUGCAACAACAACAAAAAAAAAACAUUGUUUUUUUGCUUUGUUUGACAACUCAAAUUGGUUUAAAACAACUGACCACUGAUGAUGACAAGUUAUUCAGUACCUCCAGAACAAACUGCCAGGUAAUUUAUGCCAAGAGACAAAUCAGCAGUCAUCUAGGUUUUACCUUGGAUACCACUUCCACCAUCCCUAACUUCGGUGAAAAUCUCUGCAGAAAUUCUACAAACUCUUUGCUGAUGUUGAUACCUGCUUUUACUUUUGUUCUGUAUAAAAAUCAUACACUUUGGAUAAUAAAAUUUCAGAGUUGAAAUAAAAAACUUUGGAGAGUGCUGCUUGGAAGAUGUAUAAAUAUCCUGUUUGAAAAUGGCCUUCCUUUAACAGUUUUACCAUGCGUUAACCAUUCAU
Oryctolagus cuniculus (rabbit) is the source of this 5543-nucleotide messenger RNA. The record is from RefSeq and is a predicted model, not a curated record. Lineage: Eukaryota; Metazoa; Chordata; Mammalia; Lagomorpha; Leporidae.